Hyaloscypha bicolor E is the source of this 1727-nucleotide messenger RNA. RefSeq lists its product as uncharacterized. Bases 314 to 1570 code for a protein of 418 amino acids. NCBI's taxonomy places the organism in Eukaryota, Fungi, Ascomycota, Leotiomycetes, Helotiales, Hyaloscyphaceae. The record is from RefSeq and is a predicted model, not a curated record. Gene Ontology annotation, molecular function: metal ion binding; NADH pyrophosphatase activity. The transcript is spliced from 2 exons. Gene Ontology annotation, cellular component: cytosol. Gene Ontology annotation, biological process: NAD+ catabolic process; NADP+ catabolic process.
GUGGAAAUUAUUUACUCAUUUCCAGCCUGGCACGCCUCGGCAUGCUAUGUUAGGGCGUCAUAAAGUAUUCCAUUUAUUCCCGGCUGUGGUUCCUCCAAUCCACAGGCAUGUUCGGUGAUAAGGGCUUGCUGAGAAAUCCCCCGGAAUCGGAAUGGUAGCUUUCAACCCCACAAGUACAUAGCCAGCGCUGUGUACCUCCUAGCCCUCGUCGCUAUCCCUUGGGUUGCGACGAGCUCUCUUUCUACUGAACAAUCUUCUUCGCAGCUUCACAAAUCCUUCCAAAGCAGCAACAAGCCAAACACAACUCGAAAUUAUGCCCCCCCAGCCCGACCUUCCCGACCCCGCCCAUCACGACGUGGACUCGAUGCUCAGCAGGAAGUUCGGGCGAGAAGUCGCCAACUACUUCUCUGGCAGCCCGCUGAACCGCGUCUCCUUCCUUCGCGCAGACCAUGGCUUCAUCUCCAAAGCUCUCGUGCACCCGAGCACCUCCUUUCUCCUCUUCAACGACCUCUCGCCCCUGGCGAAAGACCCUACAAAGUUGGCAUAUGCGACCCAUAACGAUAUUAGGUCUUUGAUUGGGGAGAACCCCUUUGAGAAAGAGGAGGCGGAGAUGAUCAAGGAAUACAAUUCGUCGAUUACGCUACCAUUGGUACUGUUUCUGGGUCUGGACGAGAGGAAUAAGGAGGGUUUUGAACAUGGCAUAUAUUCCGGCUGCCCAUUAUUUGCAGUGGAUGUUACGCCGAAAGGGACAUUAGAAAAAGAAGCAACGGGUGUGAUUGAGGCAAUGAAGGCAAAAGGUCUGCAAUUCGUGGAAGGGCGAAUGCAUAUGACCUUGAACGCCCCAGAAGCUGCCAUCUACGCGCAAGCCCGCGCCCUCCUCGAUUGGAACGCACGAAAUCCCUUCUGCGGAGGCUGCGGCCAACCUACAUUAUCCGUCAACGCGGGCACGAAACGAGUCUGUCCCCCAACAGACUUUGCCUCCCUACCAACUGCACAAGGAGGAGCCACCUCCGUCGAAGCCAAGCCCCGUGAGCGAGCAGCCUGUGCAACAAGAAAAGGAAUCUCCAACCUCUCCUUCCCACGAACAGAUCCUACAGUUAUCAUGGCCGUAGUAAGCCACGACGCCAAACGUGUACUCUUAGGAAGACAACGACGCUGGCCACCGCAUUGGUACUCCACACUUGCCGGUUUCUGCGAGCCCGCGGAGUCAGUUGAAGAAGCUGUGCGAAGAGAAGUCUGGGAAGAAUCGGGUGUCCUGCUCGGUCGUGUUGUUAUCCAUUCCACGCAACCAUGGCCCUAUCCAGCGAAUCUCAUGAUUGGAGCAAUUGGUCAGGCAUUGCCGGAUGGCGAGAAGAUCCAUCUUGAGCAUGAUCCCGAGCUGGAGGAUGCGAAGUGGGUGGAGAUGGAUGAGAUUAGAGAGGCGUUGAGGAUUGGUACUUCCGGUCUUGGAGAUGCGCCUGGAGAGGAAUAUAAGGAGGGCGGAUUGAGACUUCCGCCUCAGACGGCUAUUGCGAAUCAACUGCUGCAGGCUGUGACUGGAGGGUUCAUGGGAGAGUCGCCAAAGAUUUGAGAGUUGAUGUAGAUAUCUAGAUAGACAAAUGUACGUAUUUAGAUCUAGAGAAAGAAUUGGUCCUCGUGGAAGAAAUCUCAGAAGAUCAGCUGUCAAAUACUCAUCAUGUACAAGAAUCACCUUCGCCAUACCCUCAGCCUACAGGGGAGGAAAGGGC